AUGAAUUUCUCAGGUAUGAAACUUCGGGCCAUAAAUGGUGUGAAAUCUUACUUCAAUAGGACUUGGAACUUUGACGACAUGAUGAAUAUUGAUGAAAUUCCCCAUGAAGUUCACACAAGAUUGAAGAAGGUGUAUCUUACUCUUUUCUGUGCCAUGUUGAGCUCUGCUUUUGGAUCCUAUUUGCAAUGGAUCUCGAUAGCCAGAGGGAAAUUCACAGUCCUUUCUUGUGUAGCAAGUUUAAUCUGGAUUUACUUUACUCCACCAGGGAGACUGAAGACGAGAGUCUUACUCUUGAUGUUGGCUGCCUAUUCAUUCGGUGCUUCUAUUAGUGCUUAUAUCAAUUAUCUCUACAAAAUCGAGCAAUGCUAUGUUCUCAAACUUUUGUUAGGUGACACAAUGGUCUCUGGAAAUUUCUUGUAUAGAGCCACCAGAACAAGGGAAAGGAUGAAAAUCUACUACAGUUGCCUGCCAUAUUGCUUUGUUCUAAUGAUCUCCGGAAUUGCUUCCAUUCUCUUGGACAGCAAGAGCACAGCAUUUUGGGUGAUAAACAUACACACUCAGCAGAUGUUGUUCAUGGCGUUCCUUGUGAUAUAUAGCCAAGAGAUACUGUUCAAUGCUAACUUAGGAGAUAUUGACUUCAUCAACUGCACGUUCACCGCCUUCUUCCAUUUACCAGGCAUAGUGAUCCAUGCUGCUGCAAGACUAUACCUGCAGCAUGCAGAAAUUGAGCAACACAAUUAAAGCUGAUGCACCUUGGAAGUAUAGAAUAAAUAGAAAGA
Molecule: messenger RNA, 779 nt
Organism: Solanum verrucosum
Lineage: Eukaryota; Viridiplantae; Streptophyta; Magnoliopsida; Solanales; Solanaceae
Product: bax inhibitor 1-like
Exons: 5
Coding region: 1-741 (246 amino acids)
Cellular component (GO): membrane
Source: RefSeq, a predicted model, not a curated record